AUGAAUGCAGACCCCAGACAAAAUCAGGUAACACUUCCAAUCCCGCACCUACUGCCUGCAUACAAUGCCUCUCCACAACUCCCCCUUGCCACUCCUGAGGACUCGGAUCUCGAUACCUCAUCUUCAGUAGUUUCUGUCAGGGAGAACACAUUUUCUUCAAAUAUCUCAACCAAUACCGUUCUUCAUGUCGAACCGCCGCAGUUGGGUUCGGUGCGUAGUUCCACCCUCCCCUACCAGAGGGGAGAUGAGGGGGAUAGCACAACCUUAAAUGCGGCACCUUCUAUUACAGUUACCUCUUCCUCCGCUGCCUUUACUGCCCGCUCGCGUGGAGCCAGUCUGGCCCGUAGAAACACCUUUCCACGGCCACUGGACUCCACAUCUUCGGGUCGCCGUAUCACACGUAUUUACCGAAUCAUCCUCCUCGAUGAGGAGUCUCUUGAAGUGCCUCUAAAAAAAUCGGCAACUGGAUCGGACCUCUUUCAGGAAGUGUGUCGGUACCUUGGUCUGCGGGAGGUUGAGUUCUUUGGCCUCUACUUUUACAAGCAUCCCUUGGCCGAUGUUGCAGACGUCAGUGCCUCCUUGGCGUCCUUCACCAAACGAAUGCCAUGGCGGAUGGAGGUUGUGGAACAGCGCGCCAUUCAUCACCGUGGUGUUCCGUUUUGGUUGAAGAUGGAUCGAAAAGUAGUGGAUCAAUGUAGGAGAAACACACAAUUUUGGUUCGGUGUCCGCAUCUAUCCACCCAAGCCACAUGAGGACAUUUAUGACGAAAUGACGCGCUACCUCCUAUGUUUGCAAUUGCGAAAGGAUCUGCUCUCCGGGAGACUGGCCUGCUCCUUCUUUACUUACACUCUUCUGGCGGCGUAUUGGGCGCAGUCGGAGCUAGGUGAUUGGGAUCUCCACGUUGUGGGUACCUCUCCGUCAUCGGAUUACCUCACUCCCCUUUGCCUCGCUGCGCCCCCCGCUCUGUCCUCUACUGGUGACGCUGAUGGUGGCGGUAUGGGGGGAACAGAGGAGCGAUGGUGGUGCACCUCUCGGUCCGGCCCACCUCAACCUCCACCCUUGGUACAUCUCACUACAUCCUUCCUUCAACAAGUCGCUUUCUUCCACCGUGCUCUCAGGGGCUUAAUUCCAUCACGUGCUGAUUUGCUUUUCCUUCAAACGGCACGAAAGCUGGCAACCUACGGAAUUGACUUUCACCGGAUCCUGAAUUCAACAAGCUCUACGGUCCAUAUUAAAUUGACUCGACUCUCCAAAGAAACGAGCAUUCAAAGAUCCCAGAGUUUGCGUCUCAAGGCUGUAACUAGGUCACGAAGCCGAAUAAGCCUUUCACCAUCUCAUCUGCCAAAAGCUGAUUCAAACAUUUCCAUCCCGACUGAUGCUCCGAGCGACAUAUGUGAUCCAUCAACGUUGCUUCCCGAUCACCUUCACCAGUAUCCAUGCUUCCUUGGCGUAUUCCACGGUGGAAUUUACGUCUAUCGAGGUCGACUACGGUUGAGGUAUCACCCGUGGUCGGCAAUUGUGAAGAUGGCCUACCGACACGCUUCAUUCCGCUUGUGCUUACGGCUUGCCAACUCCGAGAAGGAUGGACUGGUUCGCGUGGUGAGGUAUGACUGUGGCACCACGGCUCUAGCGAAGCGCAUCUACCGCUCUUGCGUCGAUCACCACGCCCUCUUUCGUUUGCAUCGAUUGGAAGGAGGCGAAAGGGUGGUCUCGUGGACCUCUCAGGAGCCUUUCCCCUUUCCUACAGGAACGAGGUUGAGGCGUCUCCACCCUACUAUCACCACCACCGCCGCCUCGUUGUCCCCAGCCGCCUCCCCUGUCGCUGCUGGCGUCAGUACCGCUUCGUCUUUCGAUGCUAGACUCCGGCCCCUUAGCGAACCUGACAUUCGGGGCCCACAUGCUGAAAUUCCAACACCAUUGAACCGCCAAAGAAGUCGUGUCCUCUUGUCGGCGCACAAAUUCUUCCUUCGCCUUUUUCGUAAGCACUCCAUCUUGCCAGUGCGGAGGGCCUCCCAGCUCCUCUCCACGCGCCAUCUGCACUCUCCUCUAUCCGACCGGGUUCUUCAACAGCCGACGGAGGUAGAUGGACAAAGCACAGAUUUGGGCGUUCUGACAUUGGUAGAGGGACUUGAAACAACCUCUUUGUCAGCUGCUACCGCGACAUCCGCCUCACCACCUAUAUCACCUUUCUACACCCCCUCUGAAUGGAAUCGACCCCCUCUGCCAGGUCCGCUGUGGCGUAUGAGUCCUCUUGAUGCAACAGAUGGCUUGCUCUUUGAGCUCACUGGCGGUUUGACCGUUUCACGGGAUUGGAGACUUUCUGCUUGUCAAGAAGAGGUGGAAAGGAUGCCCUCUACCGAGUGGCGCGGUUGUCGUGCCACCUGGGGUGUCUCAGAGAGUUCAUAUUCUUCCAACACUUCCUUCUCCUUCGGUCCGCGCCGAUUAUUCUUUGAAAAUGCAAGUCUCAUUCUCGGUGAAGAUGUGCAAGGUUUUGCCUAUCAAACAUCAUCCAUCCUCUCCUUGUCAAAUAAAGAUACACUGAAUGAGGAUUGGUUCCAAGUUGCAGUGAGUGGAGAACAGGGAAUAGACAGUUUUUCACACUCUGGCGCGCUGAUAAUUGGUGGUACCAGUGCUGACGUGAUCGGUUCAUAUCAGGGCGAUGUAAUUGGUUGUUAUCUCGAUCUCGAUGUCCGAUUGGCACAUUGGACGAAAAACGGUGUAACUUCCGCUGACAUGACUAUUUCAAUCGCUCGAUUUCCUUCCGAGACCGUAUUCUUUCCUGCUUGUGCGAUUAGAAACUCGUCUGUAACUUUUAAUUUUGGUGACACACCAUUCGCGUAUGGGCCAAUGCUCUUGACCGGAGAAAACUCGCAUUCCAGUUGGUUGCCUUUGGCAUCCGCCAAUCUCAUAGCUGAAGUAGCUGCUAGGGGCUCCUCCAGUCCCAUUGCAGCGGGUCAUCUGCCUAUUCGUCUUGUUCCAAAUCCUCGCACUGGUUGGCAUCUUAUUUCCGGCAACUCUUCCGGAUCUAUACUUUCUCCUGAUGGGCUCUGUGUUCGUGCUAUCCUUCAUUCGGGUUGGCAGACCCUUCGCGCCUCGGAAUCGAUUCCCUCUUCAAUGGAGGUGGCGGCAGAGAAGCAAUCGCAUUCAAAGUCCCAACUUCCAAGUGUUUAUUUUGAGGUGCAUCUAUUGGAGUCCCUCACUGCUACUCCCGGAGGUGGUGUUUUUAUGGGGUUUGAUACAUCUUUAUCCUCCUCCUCCUCUCCCUUCGCCGCUUCCACCUCCUCCUGUCAAUUCGGCGCAGAAUGUGUGGAUUCUUUUGGAAUUCUGUGCGAGCAGGCUUCGGAUAACCAAACAUAUCUAGUUCAUGCGGGAGUUAAGCAGCCCUACGGAAAGGGACUACACAGGAGCGAUACAGUUGGUUGCAUUUUGAAUUUACAAAGCGGUUUGAUCUUCUGGUCCAUCAAUGGCGAAUACCUUGGUCACAUUGUGCAGAUCUGCGCUUCCCAUACGGUUGGCAGUUCCACAACUGCUGACGACGUGAUUAUCAUUCCUCGGGGGCGAGAUCAGUCCAGUCCUCCCUUUACUCCCGUCUUCUGCCUCGCUAACACCUCCAUCGAGGUGAAUUUUGGAGACGGAGCCACGCCUCUGAAGUACAUCAACAAGCACACCAACUGCAUUCCUCUGUGCCACUAUCAACGCUUGUUAGAUGGCUGUAGUCUGGUGCAACACCUUCCAUCAUCGCCUCAAGCGUUACAUCCGGGCAAACGGAUAGAGGGAUCGUCACCAAACUAUCGGCAUAACUCGUUCGCACAUUGUCGCUUUCCAGCCAAUCAGAAUGGAAGAAAUGAUCACCUACCUUCUCUCGCCUCUCUUGGAGUUCACAAGUCCGCCUCAUGUCUCUCUGCUCCCGCCGCCGCCACUAUGAAUCUUUUAGUGCCGACGGAAAUCUUGGACGCUCUUAGCAUUUUGCAAUCAAGGAUCCCUCUAGUACCCAUAAAGACCCGACUUUGGCGCCGCGAUUCUGCUGAACCCGCGUCACAUAAGCCAAUCACCUCUCCGACUUUCGCGGCUCCUUGGUCACGAGCCAAUCAGAUGCUGCCAAUCGUGCGUACUCAUCGUAUCGCCGUCUCCACAUUACCACCGAGCGCUGGUAUCAUGGAGACUGAUAUUGAUAAUGACACCGCUUUGUCGACGGCGGCGAUGACGAUUGCGAUAGAUGGCAGUCUUCGUCGCUCUGCUUCGGAUACCAUACAACGAGCUCUAGUUCGUCACCUCUGUGGCCAAUCUCAACAGAGCAGUGCCUCUGCUGCCAACCAGUCUUCUUCCUCAUCUUUAGUUGAACGACGCAUGGCGCAAAUCCCACUGGUGCCAACUCGGAUCGUCCACACGCAGGCUUAUACUAAUAAAUCCUCAAUGCUCUGUUUCCCAAUUGAUCACGAAGGGAACAAAAACGAAGCGAAAGAGUCGGUUGUUAUGACUGUGGAGGCUGGUGAGGAAACGAUAGCUAGACGGCGCCAUGUCAUGGAUUUGACAUUACCUCCCUCCAUAGCUAAAGAAGACCACCACAUCGCCAGUCCACCUCUGGCGGAAAUCGUCUAA
Messenger RNA from Hydatigera taeniaeformis, 4599 nucleotides. NCBI's taxonomy places the organism in Eukaryota, Metazoa, Platyhelminthes, Cestoda, Cyclophyllidea, Taeniidae. The record is from the annotation of a GenBank genome assembly.